Molecule: messenger RNA, 2517 nt
Organism: Guyanagaster necrorhizus
Lineage: Eukaryota; Fungi; Basidiomycota; Agaricomycetes; Agaricales; Physalacriaceae
Exons: 6
Coding region: 1-2517 (838 amino acids)
Molecular function (GO): nucleic acid binding; ATP binding
Source: RefSeq, a predicted model, not a curated record
AUGCAGAGCACUUUCAAGUCUCCUUUCGAUUUGCCGCGACGGUCACCUUCUUUUCGCCAAGUGGAGGCGGGUAGACCGUAUUCUGGCAUAGAGAACCAAGUCUCUCGCGAGGCCAGUCUCUUGGGCAGUCUGGAGUCAUUGCCAGAGGGGGAGGACAAUGAUGUUACUCCUGGGCCAGUUAGCUUGGACAAUAGUUCAGCGGCAGGAUCACAUUUUUUCCCACUGCAACAGCAGUCUCGAGAACGUUUUUCGACGCCGCCUGCCACUGUUGGCCUGAACGGAUCAUCUCACCCCAUCAUCAGCGGUCCCACCUCCUCUUCCCCUGUGUCGUCUCUCGAUUCCGGCAGCCACCUCAACUCAGGUUCAGAUGGACAUUCGUUUGAAGCACAGCUCAAGGCUUCUCCUAUGCUUCACGAUAUACUGGAUCGACUCGUCCGUUGUGAGUAUUCUACUAGGGAGAUUCACAGGGACCUUGGUGAACUGCAUCGCAAAGUCAACAUACUCGUCGACCGCUUCUCUGCCACUGCCAGCAGUGUGCAGCCAGAAUUCAAGGACCCGUUUUCGAGCAACAGCCGUAGGCCAAGCUAUGCAAACUCCAUGAAUGUGCCUCGCGCUUCUUUGGGCAAUAUCGCUCCUAACCAGGCCCCUCCUUCUGAUGACAUUACUUCGAUUUCUCAACGCCUAAAUACUCUCACUUCAUCCGUUGGUCAACUUAUUGCCCUCCAGACACAACAUGUCCAGCCGUCACCAAUAUCGGGCUUGCCUAAUGGUAGUCUUAUUGGUCCUCCAAAAGCUCAUACGUCAAACCUAGACUUCCUUCCUCCCCAGCAAUCUAAUGUCAACACACUAGGCCACGGGUUACCCAAUCGUCCAGAUAUGCGGCCUUCGCCUCGUAUCCCAAAUCCCCCCAUGCGCACUUGGUCUACCGGAACCCUUGAUCUACCCGUUCGACCACCCGAAACGACUAUCGGGCGUCAGGAAGGGUUUCCGCGUGACAAACGACGCUCCGUUUCAAGUCUUAUGCGCCGUGAUUCAGCUGGGAUGUUGGAUCCAAAUGAUUCGAAUUCUCCACGAGAUUCUGGCCCAAUGAUUACCAAGUGGGAACAGCUUUCGCUAGCACCUGAACUCCAGGUUUCAUUGAACUCUUUUGGCGUUGGUCCCCCAAACAAAAUCCAGCAACGGGCGUUGCCAUUCCUCUUGAGAGGAUCAGAUAUCAUUGCUCAAGCGCCGCCAACCCAAGAACGGAUCGCUGCAUAUGUCAUUCCGGCUAUCCAGACGGCGUUGACCCAUUCUGAUAGUCUCAAACCGGUGGUCGUCAUGAUUUCGACCACUGUAGAUCAAGCUACCCAAGCUCAUCGCAUGAUCCGUGAUCUAGGGUCCGGUAUAGGCGUCAGAUCUGUGUUGGCUGUAGGCGCCGUCAAGGAUUUCCACGCCGAGCUGCAGCUGGUUCUCUCUAACAAACCGCAAGUUGUUUGUGGCACACCGCAGAAAUUGCAUGCCCUGUUCACAACGCAGGGCGGUCUCGAUGGUUCAGAUGUCCGUUUCUUGGUGCUCGAUGAGGUAGAUCAGUUGAUCGCGCGUAAUAUGCACGAAUUUGUGUUCAACAUUGUCAAAUUGCUGCCUCCCGCCCGUUCGCGCCCGCCGAGUUCAGUGACGCCCACUCCUUCAGGUAGCGCAUCGAACAAUACCCCUGUUCCGGCCCUCCCAGCCAGGAAGAUGUCUACUUUAGGUGGCACACCUGUCGCAGAUGCCGAAGGACGUUCUAGCCCCCAGGUUGUAGAGGCUCAACAAUCUGCCGAACGCCAGACGGCGCUCUUCUCUAACACAGUUCCUCAGGACGUUUUGAACUUGGCAACAGCAAUUCAACUGAAGGAGCCUGUCAGAGUCCUUGUACGCCGGGAUGGCACGGUGACUAACAUCGAGACAUCGCCCAAUUUCCGCGGUCUUCGACAGUUUUAUUUGUAUCUUGCGUUCACCGCUGGUGGGCGCGCUGAUCCUUCUCAUGUUGAAGGUGGCUUAGGAAUAAUUGGAUCAGGGAGAAGCACUUCUAGUGCGGAAAGCCUGCAAGCUCGUGAAUGGAAGCUAGAUGCCCUGGCUGAUAUCCUGGACGAUGUCGACGUUUCGCAGGCCAUCGUUCACGUUGGCGGCGUUACCGCAUUAGAUGCGGUUGUGUACAAGUUGGCCAGUCGAGGUCUGGAAGCUAUUCCUCUGCAUGGUGAUAUGAAUUCUACGACCAAGUUGGCUGCUCUCAGCAAGUUUAAGAGCUCGCCAUCUGUUGUCAUGAGACAACCUGUAACAAAAAUUCUUGUUAUUUACGAUGUUCACGUUCAAGAAAUAUCUCAAAUUCCCUUGAUUAUAAACUAUGAUUUACCGAAAGCCGUCGAGGAGUAUACUCAUCGCAUUGCCCCUGCCGUCGCACCUAAUAAUUACUCCCGAGGAGGGGUCAUAAUCAACUUUGUAACUGCUACAGGUGGUGACGUAGAGAUGCUCCGUUCCAUCGAGUGUUUCCACAAGUAA